This is a messenger RNA of Nycticebus coucang (slow loris), 2686 nucleotides long. It is a transcript of the gene TARS1, whose product is annotated as threonyl-tRNA synthetase 1. The record is from RefSeq and is a predicted model, not a curated record. The transcript is spliced from 19 exons. Bases 125 to 2296 code for a protein of 723 amino acids. Gene Ontology annotation, cellular component: cytoplasm. Gene Ontology annotation, molecular function: threonine-tRNA ligase activity; ATP binding. NCBI's taxonomy places the organism in Eukaryota, Metazoa, Chordata, Mammalia, Primates, Lorisidae. Gene Ontology annotation, biological process: threonyl-tRNA aminoacylation.
UGGCCUUUUAGGGGCGCGUGGCGGAAGGCGCGGUGUUCCUGGGCUUCCUGGCCCGUCUCUGAUCUUUUUGCUGCUCUCGUCAGGCCAUCGCUUCUAAUUUCUGUCUUCUCUUCAGGGUUCGUCAAUGUCUGAAGAGAAGGCCAGCAAUCCUCUAGGGAUGAUGGGAAGCGAGGAGAAGCCGGUCAACACCAGUGAGGAGAGGAGAAAGGAAGGAGGCAAGAAGAAGAGCAAAGAAGGAUCUGGAGAUGGAGGCCGAGCAGAGUUGAAUCCUUGGCCUGAAUAUAUUUACACACGUCUUGAGAUGUAUAAUAUACUGAAAGCAGAACAUGAUUCCCUUCUAGCAGAAAAGGCAGAAAAAGAUAGCAAGCCGAUUAAAGUCACCUUGCCCAAUGGUAAACAGGUUGACGCAGAAUCCUGGAAAACUACCCCAUAUCACAUCGCUUGUGGAAUUAGUCAAGGCUUGGCUGACAACACCGUUAUUGCUAAAGUGAACAAAGUGGUUUGGGACCUGGACCGCCCUCUGGAAGAAGACUGUACCUUGGAGCUUCUCAAGUUUGAAGAUGAGGAGGCUCAAGCAGUAUAUUGGCACUCAAGUGCUCACAUAAUGGGUGAAGCCAUGGAAAGAGUCUACGGUGGAUGUUUAUGUUAUGGUCCGCCCAUAGAAAAUGGAUUCUAUUAUGACAUGUACCUUGAAGAGGGGGGUGUGUCCAGUAAUGAUUUCUCUUCUUUGGAGGCUUUAUGUAAGAAAAUCAUUAAAGAAAAACAAGCGUUUGAAAGGUUGGAAGUUAAGAAAGAAACUUUACUACAAAUGUUUAAGUACAAUAAGUUCAAAUGCCGGAUAUUGAAUGAAAAAGUGAAUACUCUGACUACCACAGUCUAUAGGUGUGGCCCCUUAAUAGAUCUCUGUCGGGGUCCUCACGUCAGACACACUGGCAAAAUUAAGACUUUAAAGAUACACAAAAAUUCCUCCACAUACUGGGAAGGCAAAGCAGAUAUGGAGACUCUCCAGAGAAUUUAUGGCAUUUCAUUCCCAGAUCCUAAAAUGUUGAAAGACUGGGAGAAGUUUCAAGAGGAAGCUAAAAACCGAGAUCACAGGAAAAUUGGGAGGGACCAAGAACUGUAUUUCUUCCAUGAACUCAGCCCUGGAAGUUGCUUUUUCCUACCAAAGGGAGCCUACAUUUAUAAUACACUUAUGGAAUUCAUUAGGAGUGAAUAUAGGAAAAGAGGAUUCCAGGAGGUGGUUACCCCAAACAUCUACAACAGCCGACUCUGGAUGACCUCAGGCCACUGGCAGCACUACAGUGAGAACAUGUUCUCAUUCGAGGUGGAAAAGGAGCUGUUUGCCCUUAAACCCAUGAACUGCCCAGGACACUGCCUCAUGUUUGAUCAUCGGCCAAGAUCUUGGCGAGAGUUGCCUCUGCGUUUAGCUGAUUUCGGGGUACUUCAUAGGAAUGAGCUAUCUGGAGCACUCACAGGACUCACCCGGGUACGAAGGUUCCAGCAGGAUGAUGCGCACAUAUUCUGUGCCAUGGAACAGAUUGAAGAUGAAAUAAAAGGUUGUUUGGAUUUUCUGCGUACUGUAUAUAGCGUGUUUGGAUUUUCUUUUAAAUUGAACCUUUCUACUCGCCCAGAAAAGUUCCUUGGAGAUAUUGAAGUAUGGAAUCAAGCUGAGAAACAACUUGAAAAUAGUCUGAAUGAAUUUGGUGAAAAGUGGGAAUUAAACCCUGGAGAUGGCGCUUUCUAUGGUCCAAAGAUUGACAUACAGAUUAAAGACGCAAUUGGUCGGUACCACCAGUGUGCGACAAUCCAGCUGGAUUUUCAGUUGCCCAUCAGAUUUAAUCUUACUUUUGUAAGCCAUGAUGGUGACGAUAAGAAAAGGCCAGUGAUUGUUCAUCGAGCCAUUUUGGGGUCAGUGGAGAGAAUGAUUGCUAUCCUCACUGAAAACUAUGGGGGCAAAUGGCCCUUCUGGCUGUCCCCUCGCCAGGUAAUGGUAGUUCCAGUUGGACCAACAUGUGAUGAAUAUGCCCAGAAGGUACGGCAGCAAUUCCAUGAUGCUAAAUUCAUGGCAGACGUUGAUCUGGAUCCAGGCUGUACAUUGAAUAAGAAGAUCCGAAAUGCGCAGUUAGCGCAAUAUAACUUCAUUCUAGUUGUUGGUGAAAAAGAGAAAAACAGUGGCACUGUUAAUAUCCGCACAAGAGAUAAUAAAGUCCAUGGGGAACGCACCAUCUCUGAAACCAUCGAGCGGCUGCAACAGCUCAAGCAGUCCCGCAGCAAACAGGCAGAAGAAGAAUUUUAACAAAGUACAGUUUCCACAUUGGCUAAGUAGGAAUGGAUGAAUGGUGUUGUCAUAACAUUAACUCUGUACUCUGGGAGACGUCAAUUUAUAUUGAACUUGCAGUAGCUUGGCAGAGUCUGCACGGGUAACUACAGGAUCAACCUUUUGAUCUGGCUAGGUUAUAUAUAGACAAUGUGUAUUCAAAGAAGAUAGUUAAAAGAGACACAUUAAAAUGAUUUUAUUAAGUAUCCAAGUACUGGAAAUAAAAGAUGAGGAAUGCUUUGGUGUAAUAAGAGAACUUUUUUGUAAAUUUAAUGCAGUUGAAAAAUAACAUGUUUCUAAUUCCCCUAAGAUAAAAAUGACAAACCAGAUUUGAAUUAUGGUGUAAAAAUAAAAAAUUUUAUUCACACA